Messenger RNA from Erigeron canadensis, 966 nucleotides. RefSeq lists its product as uncharacterized. Bases 1 to 966 code for a protein of 321 amino acids. The transcript has 3 exons. Lineage: Eukaryota; Viridiplantae; Streptophyta; Magnoliopsida; Asterales; Asteraceae. The record is from RefSeq and is a predicted model, not a curated record.
AUGGCGAAAAAAGUUAAUGAUGGAAAUAACGUGAAGGAAGAGAGGAUUCAAUGGAAUGUCAAGAUGGAUGUGGUUUUCAUUGAAGCUAUGAGGAAGGAACAUGAUGAUGGGAAUAGAAUUGGUGGAACAUUUACUUCUCUUGCGUAUAGUAAUAUGGUGAAUUAUUUAAAAGAACAUCUUCAAAGGGAGUUUACAAAAGAGCAUUUGAUGAACCGAUUGAAAACUCUUAAACUCCAUUUUUCUCAAUGCUAUGAUCUGUUUCGGGGACUUAUGAUGCGUGGCUUCGCAUGGAAUUCUGAGACAAACUUAAUUGAGGCUGAGGAAGAACUAUGGGAAACACUAAUCAAAGAAAAGCCUGAAGCUGCAAAGUGGAAAAACAAACAAAUAUGUCAUUACGAAGAAUUAUUGUAUUUGUUUGCAGAAGAUAGAGCAACAGGUGCAUCUGCUAUAACUACAAAAGAGAGGAAAAAUAUGUUAAACAAUGGUAAAAGAGUGGAAACAAUUGAAGAGAUUGAUCAAUUGUUAGAAUCUGAUGUGAUUGUUUUGGAGACUCCUCCUAAUAUAGAUAAUAUUCAUGCUGCAACAACUACAAAACCUUCUAAAGAGAAUCUUCCGACUAUAAAGGCAAAAAAUAAAAAGAAAAGGAAACCAGAAGAGGAGGAGGAUUUCCAAGGUAAGGUCAUGAGUUCCAUUAAGGAUGUAGCUGAAGCUAUUCGAGAAAAUACAAAGGUAAUGAAGAGCUCACGUCCACAUGUUUACUUUGAGGAGGAGAUCUACAUAGGACUAGAGAGUAUGGAUUUGGCUCCAAAUGAGAUUAGGAAAGUUUAUCUUUAUUUGGUGGAACAUCCGGGAAAAACACGUGCACUGUUUGGAUGCCCUUACAUUAUGCGGAGGGAAAUGCUAGAAGAAAUGAUGACUGCAAGUGACUCAAAUAAUUGUGUUUUGAUUGUUCUAUUAUCAAUGUAA